UGUCGGCGUUCUGUAGGCAGAAUGACCGGAAAGCAAUAGAGCCGAUAGGUAUAUUAACAAUAUAACCUCACUAGAAGACCCUCGUCUCACUGCCAACCAUUGCCAACCCUCGCCAAGUGGUCCCAAGAAGACGCUGCCUGUCGCCGCUUACGCGAAUAUUUCUUCUGAUCAGUAUACAGGAAUCUCCACAAAAAUUUUGACGAUGAACCCAGGCAGAGCUUUCACCCGGGCGCUCCCAGCUGAGACCUUCGACACGCGUGUUCUCUUCUGCUAAUUUUCUUCACUUCUGCAAUUCCUCUCGAGAAUAAUCACCAACCAACCACGAUCUCGCUACCAUGGAAAAAUCUCAGAAUCAGAACCAGGAUGCCGAGACGCUCAGAUCUGAUAUCGAGGCUGUCAGGUCCUGUCCGGUCCCGACCGGGAGACGACUCGCGAACCCGAACCCCCUUGGAUUCGGCGCCUUUGCAACAACACUCAUGACCCUCUCCCUCUCAAACAUGGGCUUCCGCGGCGUCUCGAACCAGACACUUUUCAUCGCGGACCUCUGCCUCCUCGCUGGAUUCGGCCUGCUGAUUUCCGCACAGUGGGAGAUGGUUCGCGGUGGCACGUUUGGGUAUACGGUUCUCGCUGCUUUUGGCCUGUAUUACGCCGGAUACGGAGUCCUCCUCAUGCCGUCGAUGGGCAUCACGAAUGCAUACGGCGGACAGACGACGGAAUUCUAUAAUGCGUUUGGGUUUUACUUGCUCGUCUGGUCCAUCCUGAAUUUCUUCUUCUUUCUUGCUUCUCUUGCAACAAACAUCCCCAACAUAAUAAUCUACUCCGCCCUCGAACUCUCCUACAUCUUCAACUGCGCCGCACACUUCACAAUCGCCGACGGGAACACGCGCAUGGGAGAAGCGCUGACGAAGACAUCCGGGGCCUUCGGAUUCGUCUCGGCACUUGCGGGAUUCUAUAUGCUGUGUCAUGAUCUUUGUCAGGAUUCGUUGCCGUUUAGGUUGCCGUUGGGUGAGACGUCGAGGUUUUCUGAGCAGCGGAGGAGGGCGGAAGGCGAGAAGGAGAUGUAGACUGUGGAGCGCUGGCACUUUAUCUGAUGGAGCAGUCCUAUUUCGGGAUGGAUGGAAUGGUGUAGUGUAUAUAGGUGAGGAUUUAGCGUGUAAGUUUGCAAUAGGAGGAAGGUCCAAGACAUAUCGGUACCAAGGGUCAGGUGCGGUACUUUGCAUGUUUUCUUUAACAGGAGCACCCCUGCGAAGUAGAAGAAAGCGGAUCAUCGACAA
Molecule: messenger RNA, 1274 nt
Organism: Aspergillus calidoustus
Lineage: Eukaryota; Fungi; Ascomycota; Eurotiomycetes; Eurotiales; Aspergillaceae
Source: the annotation of a GenBank genome assembly